Molecule: messenger RNA, 714 nt
Organism: Papilio polytes (common Mormon)
Lineage: Eukaryota; Metazoa; Arthropoda; Insecta; Lepidoptera; Papilionidae
Product: transmembrane protein 42-like
Exons: 3
Coding region: 191-553 (120 amino acids)
Source: RefSeq, a predicted model, not a curated record
UGUUUUCUUAUAUAUUAUAGAGAAAAGUUAUAAAACUUAUUAACUUAAUAAAUUUUCGAUCAGUUUUGUAAACAAUAUUUAGUAUUACAUGAUAGUUUAUAAACUGAACUUUCAAUAAUACUUGCAAAAUUAUAAAUGUGUAUAUUCAAAGAUUUUUUGUAGGGAUAAAAACAUAAGUUUCACUAAGAAAAUGUUUUAUGAAGCUUUCUUAGCGGGGACAUGGGCCUCAAUAGGUAGUACUUUGGGUAAACUGUCUGGAACGCCUACUAUUGUAGGCGAUAGUUACUUGAUAUGGGCUGUUCUCCUAGUCACAAUGGUGGUGACCAACACAUGGGGCUGUCGCUACUACCUACGCUCGCUGGACGCCGCAAGCAACUCUGUAGCACCUACUGUUAUUUCAGCAGCCUCUAGUUAUGUAUUAUCAGGCGUGAUUGGAGUGACUUUGUUCGAUGAGGGUGCCACUGUGAGAUGGUGGUUGGGCAUAUUUUUUAUUGUUAUGGGACUAAUAUUAGUGGCGCGGCCGCGUGCUAAUAAAGUGGAUAAACUUGAAUAGUUCAAAAUUUAUAAAUUGAAUAAAACUAUUAUAUUGUAGUUAAUUUUACUUUAUAGAAAGUUAAAACAUUAGAAUAUUUGAACAUGUAAAAAGUUAAUACUUCUGUAUUUGAUAGAUUGCUUAUUGUUACAUUUUAAAGUUUUUUCUUUUUAAAAAGACUG